Molecule: messenger RNA, 183 nt
Organism: Rhinolophus ferrumequinum (greater horseshoe bat)
Lineage: Eukaryota; Metazoa; Chordata; Mammalia; Chiroptera; Rhinolophidae
Product: cytochrome c oxidase subunit 7C, mitochondrial-like
Exons: 1
Coding region: 1-183 (60 amino acids)
Biological process (GO): mitochondrial electron transport, cytochrome c to oxygen
Source: RefSeq, a predicted model, not a curated record
AUGUUGGGACAGAGCAUCCGGAGGUUCACAACCUCGGUGGCCACUGUGACAAGGGCCCAGGGAAAAAUGUGCCAUUUUUCAGUGAAAAACAAGUGGCAGUUACUAGUUAUGAUGACUGUGUACUUUGGAUCUGGAUUUGCCGUACCUUUCUUUAUAGUAAGACACCAACUGCUUAAGAAAUAA